Messenger RNA from Daphnia pulicaria, 738 nucleotides. Its product is annotated as apolipoprotein D-like. Gene Ontology annotation, molecular function: pigment binding. The transcript is spliced from 6 exons. The record is from RefSeq and is a predicted model, not a curated record. Lineage: Eukaryota; Metazoa; Arthropoda; Branchiopoda; Diplostraca; Daphniidae. Bases 54 to 668 code for a protein of 204 amino acids.
CAAGUCGGUUCUACGUUGACCAUCAAUUCAGUAACUUACAAGCCACUGGAAAGAUGUCGAGCUCUCGAUUCCUAGCGACUUUUCUCUUCGCUUCGGUCGUUUUCGCGGCUGGAACCCAAGCUGCAGUGUUCAGCCGGAUCAGCCAGAGAGCUGCCUGCCCAGUUGUGACGACCAAACCCGAUUUCAACUACAUUCCGUACGCUGGUCUGUGGUACGAGAUCGAGCGUUUCGAAAAUGUUUUCCAACAGGGAAGCACCUGCAUACGCGCCAUUUACGAAGAGAUAUCUCCAGGAGUUGUCAGCGUCCUCAACACCGGAGUUCUAUCUGACGGAUCCUUGACUAACAUUACUGGAUCAGCCACUGCUAUCAGCCCGGAAGAACCGGGUCAUUUAAUCGUCUCCUUCCCCGGUCGUCCGGAUGGAGACUACUUGGUGUUGGACACUGAUUACACCAACUACGCCUCGGUUUAUUCUUGCGGACUUGCUGGCGCUUUCGUUCUGGAAUACGCUUGGCUCUUGGGCCGAGAACAGACCAUGACCCAAGAAGUUAUGGAUGUGGCUCUCUCCAAGUUCACUCAAUUCGGUGUUGACGUGAGCAAAUUCAAACCGACAGCUCAGGGAGAAUCCUGCGUUUAUUUUCCUGAAUAUCCUUUCCCCCCAACUAACUAAAUAAUCAAAUUACUUUCAUAAAAUCUAAAUGGUUAUGUAGGCUUUACGUGAAAUAAACAAAUUGAACUAU